AAAAAAAAAAAAAAAAAAAAGAUUUUAUGAACACAAUUGUACUGUGGAAAAUGAAUGGCAACCCUCUUGAGAAAAUUCAGUUUUUUUAUAAUUAUUUUUUAUUUUUUAUUUUAUCCACUAACAUGGCUAUUUUGAUUAAACCGUCUGUAGGGUGACCUUUCCCCUUCUCACCUCUUUCCAUUGCUGUUCGAAUAUGUCAAAUUCAAUUGAAAGUUAUCAAAAGCUAGCGUUUAAGGAAGCUUUGUCAAGAAACCACCGUUACUCAGUUGCCUGCAAAGAUCUCAGCUUGAUUCUCAGAGAAGCUUAUCACAAACUCCCUGAGAAUCUUCAAUCAGUCGUUUUCCAAGACACCCUCGCUGCUUUUCGUCUCCUUCCUGAACAGACACGCAGCGCUGUUUCAGCAGCCCAUCUUCUAUGCAAGAGCGCAGAGGCGGUAUUGCCUAAACAGAGAAAAAUUUUGGUUACUGAAUUUAAACAUUCAAAGGUUGCCCAUAAGAGGCUUUGUAAACCUCAUCAGGAGGAAGAAACUUCUGCUGCGACUGAAUUGCCACAGGAUGUUCUAGUACACAUCUUCAGCUUCUUGGAUAUCCAUUCUUUAGUUGCUGACAGCCUAGUCAGUUGGAAUGGAGGGCAGGGUGAAAAUAAGGAGUUCACUCUUUUGCUGGAGAAUUCAGAUGGAAGAACCAGUAUUGAUUGGAGAGAGGCCUUCAAAAGAAAAUAUAUGGGUAUGCUGCUCAGACAUCUUCUAUGCCAAGGUUUUAUUCGAUUUGAUAAUCUCUCUAGUCAUUGCAAAUUUCUUUUUCUGCCUCUAUGCAUUAAUUUUUGCAGUGCAUAUGAAGAGCAAGCAGAGGUUUUUGUCAACAUUGAGUUAGAUGUGCGUCUCAGAACCUCUAUCCAGCCACUUUCUUUUAGUCAUACAUGUACUUGGCAAUUCAUCAAAGAGAUUAGAGCAUCUAAUAGGGGAUAUUAUGUUCAAUGUGAAACAAUAGUUUGGCUAGAUAACAUGAAAUGCUGUAAUGGAGACUGUGAAUUGCAGUCUGGAAAUUGGCAAAUCAUGCCUGUAUCAACUCACCAGCUAUCCUAUGCAAAUUCUUAUUUUCUUCAGGUUCAGUCUUGGAGAUGUUUUUCCUAUUAAUUCUAGAAUAACAAAUGUUCAUUAUAAUACACUGCCA
Hevea brasiliensis (rubber tree) is the source of this 1172-nucleotide messenger RNA. RefSeq names its product F-box protein At5g52880. Gene Ontology annotation, molecular function: protein binding. The record is from RefSeq and is a predicted model, not a curated record. Lineage: Eukaryota; Viridiplantae; Streptophyta; Magnoliopsida; Malpighiales; Euphorbiaceae.